Strigops habroptila (Kakapo) is the source of this 8002-nucleotide messenger RNA. RefSeq names its product sorbin and SH3 domain containing 1 (gene SORBS1). The transcript has 37 exons. The record is from RefSeq and is a predicted model, not a curated record. Lineage: Eukaryota; Metazoa; Chordata; Aves; Psittaciformes; Psittacidae. Gene Ontology annotation, biological process: cell-substrate adhesion. Gene Ontology annotation, molecular function: protein binding. Gene Ontology annotation, cellular component: cell-substrate junction; nucleus; cytoplasm. Bases 399 to 5936 code for a protein of 1845 amino acids.
GAAAGCAUUUCCCAUAGUGGAGGUCCAGGUGCUGAGGAAAAAGCAAAAGGAAAGAGAUGAAAGAACUUGUAACCAAGAUUGCUUGUGCUGGUAUUAACAGCACAAUUCAGUUUCCAUUUGGAAUCUUCACAGCAAGAAGAUGAAUCCAUGAAGAAGGAAACAUACAAAGCUACAACAUGGAGGAGGAGUCCAGAACAUACCUGUAGAGCUGUGUCUUCUCUUUCUCCAAGCUCUGCCAAAGGUAUGUGCUGUUACAUAGCAGUUGCACGUGAAGAGAAGACGGAGUGGAAGUCACUGUCAGAGGAUCCUGUCCUCCUAAGCCGGGCCUGAAGAGCUCAGCCAGCUGACUGGCACAUAAACAAAAUCCAGAAGUGAAAAAGGCAAGUCCCUCCGCCACAAUGAGCUCUGAACACGAAGAAAUUGAUGUUGCAAAAACUGUUGUUAAUGGGCUGAGCAGCAAUGGACGAGAAAAAGCUGUUGAUGUCCCUUUAUGUACACGCUCUAUUUCUGCCGUUAAAAUAAUCCCUGUGAAGAAAGUGAAAAGUUCUCCUCACCUAGUGCUGCCUACAGAAACAGAUCCCACUAGAGUCUGCAGUGGAAAAGGAGCUGUGACCCUCCGGGCAUCUCCAGCCUACCAAGGGAAUCAGAAUAUCACUUCACCGUGUCCUCAGAGUGUCGAGCAACCUGAAAGUCUGGAGCCAGAAAACCCAGAAACAGAUGAUUGGAGGUCGUCAUCUAACACUGAUGCCAAUGGGGAUGCCCAACCAUCUUCUCUGGCUGCCAAGGGUUAUAGGAGUGUGCGUCCGAACCUUUCCUCAGACAGCAAGCCACAGGAUGCCACUGCCACCACCACAGCUCAGCCUGGGGUUAUAGUAGUCCCCCUCCUUCAGGUUAAUCCAGAAAGACAGCAAGAAGGCAGCUCCAGCACUCCACCACCACCUCUGGUUCCUUUUGGGCAAGGCUCCACAUUCCCUGAGAUUGUUCCUCCUGGCUCACCCUUGACUUUUCCGACUCUAGACGAUUUCAUUCCCCCACAUCUCCAGAGGGGUUCCCACCAUAACCAAGCACCCUCCACAUCUGGCACAUUACCCUCUGUUUACCCGAAACUGGCAUUCUUCUCAUCACCACCUUCACUUGUCCCUCCAGUCACGGGGACUUUACACAGGGGCUUGAAGCCUGAAAUCACUGGAGUCAUCUCACGUACAGACCCAAGUCCUGUCCUAAAUGAAGUGCCCCAGUCUGGCACUGGCACUGACUAUCCAACCUCCUUCACUUCAAUCAACAAGUCUUCCUCUGCCUAUCCAUCUACCACAAUCGUCAAUCCCACUAUUGUCCUCUUGCAGCACAAUCGAGAACAGCAAAAAAGGCUUAGUAGCCUGGCAGAUUCAGUGCCAGAUAGACUACUUUCUGAUAAAGUUGAUUCAGCACUUAUACGGGACAAGCCACUUCAGGAGACAGUGCCAAGUGAGAAGAGAGCAAUGGAGGAAAAGAGAAGCACUGUCAAGAGCCCUCAGCACAUGGCUGAUACCUCUGUUGAUGAUAUUGGCAUUCCACUGAGGAAUACAGACAGAUCAAAGGACUGGUACAAGACAAUGUUCAAACAGAUCCACAAGCUAAAUAGAGAUGAAGAUUCUGAUUCAUACUCUCCUCGUUAUUCCUAUUCUGAGGACAGCAGAACUCAGCUUUCAGUUCCCCGCUCCAAGAGUGAGAUGGACAAUAUUGAUUCAGAGAAGGUUGUUAAGAGGUCUGCCACUUUGCCACUGCCAAACCGUACUUCAUCGUUGAAAUCAAGCCCAGAAAGGACUGACUGGGAGCCUCCAGACAAGAAGGUGGACACCAGAAAAUACCGUGCAGAGCCCAGGAGCAUUUAUGACUAUCAGCCAGGAAAGUCUUCGGUUCUGAACAAUGAAAAGAUGACUCGGGAUAUAAGCCCAGAAGAGAUAGAUUUAAAGAAUGAACCUUGGUAUAAAUUCUUUUCGGAAUUGGAGUUUGGGAAACCGCCAUUUGUUCACCUGCCUCCAAAAAAGAUUUGGGAUUAUACUCCUGGAGAUUGCUCUAUCCUUACUAGAGAGGAUAGAAAGACUGAUCUAGAAAAAGACCUCUACCUCUACCAGACUGAGUUAGAGGCAGAUUUAGAAAAAAUGGAGAAGCUUUAUAAAGCGCCACAUAAAAAGCCGCAGAAGAAUACAGCACGUGUCACUCCUCUGGAAACUUCCACAGACCAUUCUUCCUACUCUGCAUAUUCACCCAACUACCAUGCAGUGAAGAGGGAAUCAGAACCAGACCCUGCUGGCUUGGAGAAUGAAAGGCAGAUUUACAAGAGUGUGCUGGAAGGUGGAGAUAUCCCAUUCCAGGGGCUGAGUGGCCUCAAGCGACCUUCUAGCUCUGCUUCCACAAAAGUGGAUCGUAAAGGUGGGAAUGCUCAUAUGACUGCACCCUCUUCAGUUAAUAGCCGAACCUUUAACGCUAGUCAUACCGGUAUGUUAGGUCACGCAUGUAAACAUAAGAAGCCCUUAUCAGCUGCAAAAGCCUGCAUUACUGAAAUCCUCCCUUCUAAAUUCAAACCCAAACUAGCAGCUCCAGCUGUUCUUGUGCAGGACAAGAAGGGUAUCUUGCUGUCUCAUGAGAAAGCUCAAAGCUGCGAAAACCUUCGUAGCUCCAUUACCUUGUUUCAUAAUAAAAAAGCUUUCAUAGUAGACAUAGGGGAAAGCAUAGAAAACAUGUUGAUGAAGUCAAAACAGGAGUAUGCCAUCAAAUCUGGCAGUACUAUGAGCCUGCAGGAGUAUGGCACCAAUUCUAGGAAAGGCUACCUGUUCCCUGCCUCCAGGAAGAGUGGGAUGGAGUUUACAAUGCUGUAUAAAGACAUGCACCAGAUCAACCGGUCCAGGAUCGAUCUGAGCACAGUCUCCUCCUGCAGUGUGAGGGAUAUUGCAUCUCAGUUUGAGAAUGAAGCAAAGGACAGGAUGGAGCACAGUCUUAGUCGAGAGGAUUCAGAGCAGAUCCCCAAACACACUGUUUCCUCCCGUAUCAGUGCUUUUGAGCAGCUGAUCCAGAGAUCCCGAUCAAUGCCCUCACUUGACUUUUCCACUGGACAAAACAAGUUCACCACUUCUCUCCAGUCUAAAACUUGCCUGAGUUCAGCCUACUCUGCAGAGUUUCUUCUGGAUUUGCCAAAAGCACACCAAGAAGAGAAGGAUGCUACCAGCUUGGCAGAUAAAUCAUCUCGCUCCUGCAGCAACAUGGAGGACACAGCUUCAGAUGUCAGUGAUGCCAUCCCUAUGGACACACUUUCAGCUUGUACAGAUGAAAUAGAUCUCCUCUCAAAUGCGUCCAACGACAGCGGUGGCAGCAGCAACCUCAGUGGGCCUCAGAAGCAUAAAAUCAACAGAUGCAAAGGCUCAUGCCCGGCUUCCUACACCAGGUUCACUACCAUCCGAAGGCAUGAGCAGCAGCAGACCUCCAGGAACCCUGAUGCCAAAGGGGAUGUCUAUGGGGACAGACACAUGCUCCCCAGAAAUGUCUACCUAAUGAGCCCGCUGCCCUUCCGAUUGAAAAAGCCCUUCCAACACAAAUCCCGCAGGACUCCACCCCCAGACUGCCUGGGAAGCCCGGCAGUACCCAACCCUGAGAACCCAGACGACCCUAUACAGCUACAGGGAAGCAUAGGAGACAAAAGUCACUACUUCCAGCACCAACUGUGCUCCACCAGAAGCAGGCCUCUAGCCCCCAUGCGCCUGUCUUCCUAUGACAUUGUGGAGAGGCUUAGCUACUUCCCCACCAUGGGAUCUAGCCAAGAUAGCUUCAUGGGCCGGGCUGAUACUCCUGACUCCUUAAACAAUAUGAACCCUGUUCCAUAUGCCCUCUGUCACAGCCUGGACACAAACAACAACCCGCAAAGUGAACUUGGGACGUACCUAGGAGAUUCAGAAUCACCAAGGCAUUUUGCACCAGUUGAUUACAUGGAAACUCCAGAAGAAAUUAUCCGCAGACGGCAUGAUGAUAAAGAGAAACUUUUAGAGGACCAGAGACGGCUUAAACGUGAGCAAGAAGAAGCUGAUAUUGCAGCUAGAAGGCACACAGGGGUUAUUCCAACGCACCAUCAGUUUAUCACUAAUGAGCGAUUUGGGGACCUCCUAAAUGUAGACGAUACAGCAAAGAGGAAAUCUGGGUCAGAGAUGAGACCUGCUAGAGCCAAGUUCGACUUUAAAGCACAGACGCUAAAGGAACUUCCUCUGCAAAAAGGAGAUAUUGUUUACAUUUACAAGGAGAUUGACCAGAACUGGUAUGAAGGCGAACACCAUGGCAGAGUUGGCAUCUUCCCACGAUCAUACAUAGAGCUCCUCCCACCAGCUGAGAAAGCUCAGCCCAAAAAGACAUCACCAUUGCAAGUAUUGGAAUAUGGAGAUGCUAUUGCCAAGUUCAACUUCAAUGGAGAUACCCAAGUGGAAAUGUCCUUCAGAAAGGGUGAAAGGAUCAUAUUGAUUCGACGAGUGGAUGAGAACUGGUAUGAAGGAAGAAUCUCUGGCACCAAUCGUCAAGGCAUCUUCCCUGUCACUUACGUGGAAGUGCUCAAGCGGCCAGUGGUCAAGAAUGCCAUUGACUAUCCUGACCCACCAAUGUCCCUCUCCCCUAACCGCAGCAUGACAGCUUCACCACAGUCUCCCAGCUCUGAGCAGCUCCAUACACCAACUCCUCCGCCUUUGCCUUUCGCACGCCGCGCCUUAUCUCCAGAGGUGCAGGCGGUCACAUCUGAGUGGAUUGCUCUGACGGUGGGAGUAUCUCCUAGCCCCACUCCUGCCAUAACUCCUCCAUUGCCUCCUCCGCCCGAAGCCUCUCUCUCUCACACUGGCUAUCUCUCGCCUUCUGCUGCAGCCAGCCCUUCCCCCACAGUCAGCCUCCACCAUUCUCACCUCUCUGGCUCCUCAACUCCCAGGUCCAUUAAAUCCCCAUUGCCCUCUUACUCAUCCAGACCUCAGUCCUCCACCCACAGUUUCUAUGAGGCCACUCCACAAAGUGAAGAAAAGUUUGUUGGUUCCCCUUCUGCCAGCAUGAGCUACUCUAAUUCCUCUUGCUGGGCAGCGGAGAGCCCUGAAAGCAUCCUCACAGAGCAGCGUGACACUACUGGCAGCCAACCCUGGCUCCAAAAGACUGGAGAGGGCAGCAGCAACCCUGAGCAGGGUGCUCACACUGUUCCCAAGAUCUCUGUUGAGCGCUGCCUGAAACCAUCCCAACUAGACAUGCGUGUGAGCCCAGAAAAGAGACCUGUGGGUUCGUCUGAGGACAACCAGUUGUGUCAGGAGCUAAUGGCUAUUGUGCAGGGAGGUAAAACAGAGAAAAGAGGCAUGAGGAAAGGUGAUCUGGGAAAGUUUCAAAGCGGGGAAAAGAAGACUGCAGACUCAAAAGCAUUCUCUUCAUCUGCUCCUCUCCCUUCCUCUGCCCUCUCUUCCUCUACUGUCACAACACAGCCACCUCCCAGACUUACAUGCAGAGUCAAUAAGCCACAGCCUUCCCACCAUUCAUUGAGAGCUGGACCAGAUCUCACAGAGUCUGAAAAGAGCUAUGUGGAAGCAGUUUGCAAUGAGAUCAUAAACAUUGCAGAAAAGUCUGUUCAUUACUGCAGUACUAUUGCUGAGCCUCUUGACUCUCGCCACAAGGUGACCUCUAAUGACCAUAAACCAUCUCUCAUCAUUUCUCAGCAACCUCAAGCACAGCAGCAAGGAACCAGCCCUGACAGAAGUCAAACACCAAGAGACAUAGUUAGCUACCAAGCCCUCUACAGCUACACUCCUCAGAAUGAUGAUGAGCUGGAACUGAGGGAUGGUGACAUUGUCGAUGUCAUGGAGAAAUGUGAUGACGGCUGGUUUGUGGGUACAUCCAGGAGAACAAGGCAAUUUGGCACCUUCCCAGGCAACUAUGUGAAGCUUCUGUACCUGUAAAAUAACAGUGAUCCCACCAUGACAGUGAUGGGUUUUCCAGAUGGCAUUUUUAAACAGUGAAGAAACAGACAAUUUAUGAAUGUAAUAGAGAAGAGACAAGACGUGUUAGGAGGAUGUGGUUAUGUGGUGCAGUAUUGAGUUGAAUGUGUAACCCUGCUUCAGUGGAUUCAGGGUGUGAUUUGUUUGCUGAAGAAGAGACAGUUUCUAGUUUACAGUGCUGCCUUUGUGUAUUCCUCUUCCCUCCCCAGCAAGAGUUCUGAUGAUAAUCUUAAUUUGUAUGGAGUAAUUACCUCUGAGAAGGCUUCAGGGAAGCACAUGGUAUAAGUUUUGUUUGUGUGUUGAGAUAGGAUAAUGCUUUGGGACAGUAUGCACCCUUGCAGCUGCUCCCUUUCACUGGCAAGGUUCAGGGAGGCCAGGCUUUCUGCCCAGUUUCUGCCCCCCCGAAGACUCACUUUGCUCUGCCUUCCACUUCGAUAGAAAACCCUUCCUUCAUGACGUGCACCUUAAGACCCAGCAGAGGCAGAGGACAACUGAUACGGUCAAACUGCAGAGCUCUGUGUGGAAAAGGAGUUUGGGACUUGUGGUUUAAUCUGUUUAAUCUGUGCAGCCAAACCAUAAUGCAAACGUGAAAAUCCCAAACUCUUUAAUAACGUAUGACCUUAUCUCUGCAGGGUUUUUUUCUUUUGUGCAGGGUGUGUGUGUGUGAGUGUAUUGUGUGCAUCAAAUCGAACCGAGUCCUGGUUUUUAAAGAGAAAUCAGCGUGGCUUUGACAUUUAUCUGCACAAAGAACAGAACCAAUAAACAGAACAUCCGUGGAAGCGAAUCCUGUUUGAGUGCUGUGGCCAUUCACUUUCUCUGUUCCUCCUGCCCUGUUGUUGGUCCUAAAGGAUCACACACUUUUUGAAGCAUAUUCUUCAGGAUGAAAAUUUUGCUUCUUUCCCAGCAUUGAAUCUUAGAGGCUCUGAUAUAUCUGAGCAACAUAUCACCCGAGGGUGCCUUUUUUUUUUUCCUUUUUGGUUACAGUGUCAACGACAGCUCUCAAAUACAUGCAUUUUGGCUGCAUUUUGUCAUACAAAAUUCUAAUCAAUUUAGAAAGCUGUUCCCAGCAGUUACUACCAGUUACAUAGAUGCAUAUUUCCUUGAGGGGGGAAAAAACCCCCAUGGCUUGGCUGUAUGCUUGCCUCUAAAUCCACUCUUUUGAUAAACAUUUUGUUAUUAAGAAGCAUAAACAAAACCGAUUCUAUCAGACUCUGCUUCCUACAGUUACCAUACAAAUAGCAAAGGGUUAAAUUGCUAUUUUGUCAUAAGCCGUAUUUAAUAAUAUAAAAUGCCUAUUUUUAUGCUGAUGCUUUUAUACAGAUUUAUUAAGAGUAACUACAACUAACUGUUAGCACGACUUGCAAUGUUUUGAUAAACUAGCCAUGCUCCUGGGUUUGAAAUCAAGUAGGCUUGUCUUCUGCCUAGUUCAGUGGAAGACUCAUUGUCUCAGAAGUUUGACUGUAAAUAUGUAUAUUUAACUUUGUACAGACAAUGUACUUACCUUGUAUAGAAAAAAUAACUUAAACACAUUGAGAGAAGGGAGGGGGAAAAAAAGGCAGUUGUGAAAGGUUGGGAUUUUUUUUCCACUUUUAUUUAAAUGAUGGAAUUCCAUGUAUGUUCACAUAAAGAGUUUUAGCACAAAAUAUCCAUUACGAAAGGUUUUCAGAUAUGACACAAAGCACCACUGUUUCUUUUCUGCAGGAGAUAUCUUUAAUCCUGUAUCUUAUUUAUGGGUUUGUUUUUCUGCUUUGGGUUUGCCCUCCAGUUAUUUGCAGCAAUAUUUAGGUCUGUUGCUAAGAUUGAAUAACACCAAAUUAAUCUAUCCAGCAAAGUGACAUGAUGAUACUGACUGUAUAUAACAUACUCACUUAAAGGUUUAUUUUUUGUUCUUGCUCUUGCCAUUUUAAGUUACACACACACACAUGCACACACACGCAUACAAACUGCAACUUAUUUUUGUGUUGAUUUUUUGUUCCUUAUUGCAGUGGAUUACUAUUCGACAAUUAAUAAACGGAAUUACUGAAUUA